AAAGUUGACCCAUACCAAAAUUCCAUCUUCAAUCUCGAAUCGAUAACCCUAAUUUGACGAAGCCGUUUCCGGUGCUUUUGGCUCCUCUCACUAGUCGUAGUUUCUUCAGGUAUGUCGCGUGUGUACGUUGGUAAUUUGGAUCCGCGAGUUACUGAGCGUGAACUCGAGGAUGAGUUUCGUGUCUAUGGUGUGAUCAGGAGUGUUUGGGUUGCUAGAAGACCACCAGGUUACGCUUUUCUUGAUUUUGAAGAUUCAAGAGAUGCCAGAGACGCUAUCCGUGAAUUAGAUGGCAAGAAUGGAUGGAGGGUAGAGCAGUCUCAUAACCGUGGUGGCGGUGGUGGUCGUGGAGGCGGCGGUGGUGGUCGUGGAGGAGGUGAUGGUGGUCGUGGUCGUGGUGGUUCUGAUUUGAAGUGUUAUGAGUGUGGUGAGUCUGGUCACUUUGCACGUGAAUGCCGCUCUCGUGGUGGUUCGGGUAGGCGUCGUAGCCGCAGCCGUAGUCGUAGUCCUCCUAGAUACAGAAAGAGCCCUACCUAUGGAGGACGGAGGAGUUACAGCCCUCGUGCUAGAUCUCCCCCUCCUCCAAGGCGUCGUAGUCCUUCUCCUCGUGGUCGUAACUACAGUAGGUCACCACCACCUUAUAGAGCACGUGACGAGGUGCCAUACGCUAAUGGAAAUGGUCUGAAAGAUGUGCGCAGAAGCCGGAGCUGAGUGUUUCUUGCCUAGAUAGCAAGUUAUGGGAUCAGGAGAAUACUGUUUGCUUGUGAGGUCAAGAGGACAGGGAAAUUUGUAUCUGUGAAUUUCACUAAGAGAACAUGUUUUAGCUGUGUGGUGGAUUGGAUAUGCUUGCUACUUUUGAAUUCCUGGGAUGCAUCUUAUUGCGUUUGGAUUAUGAAGCCGUAGUUGUAUCUGCCGUUAGGUAAAGUACUUUUAAAUAUCUACCCAAGUUCUUAAAAGACAUAAACAAAAACUCUGCUAAAAACCUAUGCAUUUUCUUUGUUUUUCCUUGUUUUUGGUUCUAUCGUCUCGAGGUUUCUUCGGGUUUCUACUGCUUCAUUGCUUAUCUGCUUUUGGCUUCUUGGCUAAUUUGGUCGGCCUUCUAUGGAUCUUCAUAGUAGUUUACCAACUACUUCUGCUUCAUUGCUUAACUACUUCUCGCUUAUUGGUUAUUUUGAUCCGCCUGCUUUGGGAUCUUCAUAAUAGUUUACCACUUGUUCUGCUUCAUUGCUUCUGGCUUCUUGGUUAUUUUGAUCGGCCUGCUUUUGGAUCUUCAUAAUAGUUCACCACUACUCUGCUUCUGCUUCUCAUCUAGAUGCUCUCAUGUUUGAAAACUUCAUCAGCUCUGAUGUUGUUGCUUCCAAAAACCUCUCUGGUCUUUCUUUUCUUGAACUUAGAAUGGCCGAGGAGCUCCACUCGCUACUCUGGCAGGUACUUAUUACCUUUCAGGCUUGGAAGAAACUUGUCUUACGGUGUAACAUGUGAUAAUAGUUUAGACUUUAGAGUAUGUAGAAUGUCUCUACUUGGUUUGAGAUGGGCACUUAUGUUCUCCUUUUUAGUCCAAGUCUUGCUAUGUACUAUCUGCAGAUAAACGCUUUAUUGCCAUUCGCAAUAGUCAUUGCUUUGGUUUCAUCACGUUUGGAUUAAUCUUUAAACGAGAGAUUUUUCUGC
This is a messenger RNA of Arabidopsis lyrata subsp. lyrata, 1665 nucleotides long. Its product is annotated as serine/arginine-rich splicing factor RSZ22A. Lineage: Eukaryota; Viridiplantae; Streptophyta; Magnoliopsida; Brassicales; Brassicaceae. Gene Ontology annotation, molecular function: RNA binding; zinc ion binding. The record is from RefSeq and is a predicted model, not a curated record. Gene Ontology annotation, cellular component: nuclear speck. Gene Ontology annotation, biological process: mRNA splicing, via spliceosome. The transcript is spliced from 6 exons. Bases 112 to 708 code for a protein of 198 amino acids.